AGGGAAACCAAAGCGAGGCUCGGCGUGCAGCGUCCGCGUCACGACGACGGCUUCAAGCCUCGCCCAGGCAGCGGCAGCGAGAGAGGGAGCGGGCGUGCGGAGCAGGCUCGGCCGGGGCGGAGGCGACACGGGGAGCGGCGGCGCCGUCCGGUAUCAAGGGGGUGACUUAACACUUUCACCAUGCGUGAAUACAAGCUAGUUGUUCUUGGCUCAGGAGGUGUUGGAAAGUCUGCUCUGACUGUACAGUUUGUUCAAGGAAUAUUUGUUGAAAAAUAUGAUCCUACGAUAGAAGACUCCUACAGAAAGCAAGUUGAAGUAGAUGCACAACAGUGUAUGCUUGAAAUCCUAGAUACUGCAGGAACGGAACAGUUUACAGCAAUGAGAGACCUCUACAUGAAAAAUGGACAAGGCUUUGCAUUAGUAUAUUCCAUCACAGCACAGUCCACAUUUAACGACUUGCAAGACCUAAGAGAACAGAUUCUUCGGGUCAAAGACACUGAUGAUGUGCCAAUGAUUCUAGUUGGCAACAAGUGUGACUUGGAAGAUGAAAGAGUUGUGGGAAAGGAGCAAGGACAGAAUCUAGCAAGGCAAUGGAAUAACUGUGCAUUCUUAGAGUCUUCUGCAAAAUCGAAAAUAAAUGUUAAUGAGAUCUUUUAUGACCUUGUGCGGCAAAUUAACAGAAAAACUCCAGUGCCUGGAAAAGCACGCAAAAAGUCAUCGUGUCAGCUACUUUAAUUCAUAGAUGUACUGUAGCUCUGAGCCAGGUCUGAAGAACUGUUGCCCAAUUCAACAGUGCCAGCAUUCCAACUUUAUUAAACCUAUCAACAUUUUAAAUGGACUUUCCUGUGGUGGUACCCUUUAAGAAGUGGAUGAAAGCUACUACAUCAGUUUGCACAUUCUAAUCACUUUCCAGUGUCACGAGAGAUUUUUACUUAUAAAUAUUCUAAGUGUAUGCAACUGGUAAAACCAGAGCCUACAUCCAGUAUUACUGAUAAGAGACAUUCAUCCACCAAUGUUGUACAUGUAUGAAAACUGUGUACUGUAUACUUCAAUAAUCCCCAUACUUUCUAUUGGAGAGUACAAUAAUGUAAAUCCUAAAAGCACCACUAUUUUAGCAUAAUAAAAGAAAGUCCAAAGAGCUCCUAUAUAGACUACUCCAGAUAACUUUGCUUCAUCGGUAUUUGUAGCUUAUUGUAACUUUUUUUAAAGAAAUACAGGAUCAUCAUCAUCAUAUUAUACAAAACCGCUUUGAUUAACACAACAGCUUUAGUUUUUUAAUUUUAGGAAAAACCUGUGGAGACAGUGAUCUAGUCUUUAAAAUAAGAGUCUUUUCAGUAUGUCUGACUAAAGACAUUGCCUUUAAUAUCUGUUGGGAAGGAAAUGUCCAGACUUUUCAACCUUUUUAUUGUAUGUUUCCUUUUCCUUGUUUACAUAGGGAACAAUGUUUAUAGUUGUGUGUACAGUGGGGGUCUACAACAAGAAGUGUAUAUUUUAAAAUGAUUUUUUUAAUGAUUUAACAAUUUUGUAAAUCAUUUUCAGGCUUCUGCAGCUGUAGAUUCUCACUGUUAAUUCCCUUGCUUGCUCAUGCAUAAGUGUAUUUGCAAUACCAAAUAUACAGGUUUUAGUACUUUUGCCUGUUAGUGAUUGUUUUACAUGUGUAACGUUUUGGUUGAGAUGUUAAAUGGUGGAAGAGUACUGUGGAUGUGAAUGUGGGAAGUAAUUUUAAUCAUGUGUAAUUGGUCACAGGGCCUAAGUUGCAGUAAUUAACUUUUGCUGAUUUAUUUAACAAUGCCUUGUUGCUUUGUAUGAAUUAACGUUUGGGUGUAAAGAUUGUGUGUAUAUCCAACAGGGAGCCACGGUAUUUAAAUUGACCAACCUAAUGUUACAACUGCUUUGAGGUGGCCAAAUGUAAACUAAAAGCCUUAAUUAAAAGUGGUGCAAUUUUGUAUGACUUAGCAUCAGUAGUUCAAUAAAUUUGGAUUGCCAUGCAAGGGCUUGCAUUACAA
Messenger RNA from Mauremys mutica (yellowpond turtle), 2006 nucleotides. It is a transcript of the gene RAP1B, whose product is annotated as RAP1B, member of RAS oncogene family. The record is from RefSeq and is a predicted model, not a curated record. Gene Ontology annotation, biological process: Rap protein signal transduction; cellular response to cAMP; negative regulation of synaptic vesicle exocytosis. The coding region runs from base 181 to 735 and encodes 184 amino acids. Gene Ontology annotation, molecular function: GDP binding; GTP binding; GTPase activity. Gene Ontology annotation, cellular component: plasma membrane. Lineage: Eukaryota; Metazoa; Chordata; Testudines; Geoemydidae. The transcript is spliced from 8 exons.